CCGUCUCCUAGGCCACUAAGCUCUUCUGUCCCCUAGAGUGAGGCAAGGGGGACUGCAGAGCAGAACAGAACAGAAGCCUGAGCCAGACGAAGAGCCAGCGUUCCUCCCAGGAAAUUGGUUCUUCAGGGACAAACAUGGCCUGGAAGAUCACACCACUACUGUGCCUUCUGGUGUGUGUGGCUGCUGUAGGGGCAGCCCGGCCCAGGACUCAGCUUCUCAAUGUCUGCAUGAAUGCCAGGUACCAUAAGGAAAAACCAGGUCCCGAGGACAAGUUACACGGACAGUGCAGCCCUUGGAAAAACAAUGCCUGCUGCUUUGUCAACACCAGCAUAGAAGCCCAUAAGGAUAUUUCCAGCCUGUACAGAUUCGACUGGGACCACUGCGGCAAGAUGGAGCCUGCAUGCAAGCGCCACUUUAUUCAGGACAUCUGUCUCUAUGAGUGCUCACCUAACCUGGGGCCCUGGAUCCAGGAGGUGAAUCAGAGCUGGCGCAAAGAACGGAUUCUGAAUGUGCCCCUCUGCAAAGAGGACUGUGAGAGCUGGUGGGAAGACUGCCGCACCUCCUACACCUGCAAGAGCAACUGGCACAGGGGCUGGGACUGGACCUCAGGGUACAACCAGUGCCCGGUGAAAGUUGCCUGCCAUCGCUUCGACUUCUACUUCCCCACGCCUGCUGCUCUGUGCAAUGAAAUCUGGAGUCACUCCUACAGGGCCAGCAACUACAGCCGGGGCAGCGGCCGCUGCAUUCAGAUGUGGUUCGACCCUGUCCUGGGCAACCCCAAUGAGGAGGUGGCGAGAUUCUAUGCUGAGAGCAUGAAUGGGGCUGGGCUCCAUGAGGCCUGGCCUCUGCGUUUCGGCCUGCUCCUAUUGUUGCUCUGGCUGCUCAGCUGAGCUCCUAUUAUUUUCUGACACCUGGCAAUCCCUGCCCCGUUAAGCUCCACAGUCAGUUUGUUCUUUGGUGGAAACUAAAUAAAAAGUCAGUCACCCUA
Molecule: messenger RNA, 988 nt
Organism: Capra hircus (goat)
Lineage: Eukaryota; Metazoa; Chordata; Mammalia; Artiodactyla; Bovidae
Gene: FOLR1
Product: folate receptor 1
Exons: 5
Coding region: 135-890 (251 amino acids)
Biological process (GO): cell adhesion; sperm-egg recognition; fusion of sperm to egg plasma membrane involved in single fertilization
Cellular component (GO): external side of plasma membrane
Molecular function (GO): signaling receptor activity
Source: RefSeq, a predicted model, not a curated record